This is a messenger RNA of Melanotaenia boesemani (Boeseman's rainbowfish), 1883 nucleotides long. It is a transcript of the gene lctlb, whose product is annotated as lactase-like b. The coding region runs from base 1 to 1833 and encodes 610 amino acids. Gene Ontology annotation, biological process: carbohydrate metabolic process. Gene Ontology annotation, molecular function: beta-glucosidase activity. The record is from RefSeq and is a predicted model, not a curated record. The transcript is spliced from 15 exons. Lineage: Eukaryota; Metazoa; Chordata; Actinopteri; Atheriniformes; Melanotaeniidae.
AUGAAGACAUCAGUGAAGGACUGGAGCAGAACGAGACAGCAACUGUGCUGCAGGUUCAGGUGUACCAUGCUGCCCCGCUGUGCAGUCAGUGCGUGCCAUGUGCUUAUGUUGGUGCUGUGUCUGUCUGCGGCUGAGGACUUCGACUGGACAAAGAACAACCACGGCUCCUUCUAUUAUGGCACUUUUCCAGCUGGAUUUUCAUGGGGUGCCGGAAGUUCAGCCUAUCAAACAGAAGGAGCCUGGGACAAAGAUGGAAAAGGACUGAGCAUCUGGGACGUGUUUAGUCACAAGAAAGGCAAAAUCCAACUAAAUGAAACUGGAGAUUCUUCCUGCGAGGGCUACUACAAAAUCAAGGAUGAUGUUUCUUUGAUGAAGGAGCUGAAGCUUAACCAUUAUCGCUUCUCCAUCUCCUGGCCCAGAGUCAUUCCCACUGGCAUAAAGUCCGACCAUAUAAACGAAAAGGGAAUACAGUACUACGAUCAACUAAUUGACCACCUUUUGGAGAACAAAAUCACUCCCAUUGUUACACUGUAUCAUUGGGAUCUUCCACAGGUUUUACAAGAGAAGUAUGGUGGCUGGCAGAAUAUAAGCAUAGUCAAUCAUUUCAAUGAAUUUGCCAACCUAUGCUUUGAGAGAUUUGGUAACCGAGUAAAGUACUGGAUCACUUUCAACAAUCCAUGGUCUGUAGCAGUUGAGGGCUAUGAGACAGGUGAACAUGCUCCUGGACUGAGGUUAAGAGGAACAGGUGCAUACAGAGCUGCACAUCACAUUAUUAAGGCACAUGCUAAAGUUUGGCAUACUUAUGAUACACAAUGGAGGGCAAAACAAAAAGGGCUAGUUGGUAUCUCUCUGUCGGGAGACUGGGGUGAGCCGGUGGACAUGAGCAACCAGAAAGACAUUGAAGCAGCUGAGAGAUACGUCCAGUUCUACCUGGGCUGGUUUGCCACACCGAUCUUUCACGGGGAUUACCCUCAAGUAAUGAAAGACUUCGUUGGAAGGAAGAGUGCUCAGCAGGGACUGGGAACGUCUCGACUCCCCACAUUUUCCCCCCAAGAAAAGAGCUACAUUAAGGGGACCUGUGACUUUCUUGGCAUCGGUCAUUUCACCACUCGUUACAUCACCCAGCGAAACAACCCAUCAGGCCACAGCAGCAGCAGCAGCAGCAGCUACUUCACUGACCGUGACCUGGCUGAGCUGGUUGACCCACGGUGGCCUGAUCCUGGAUCAGAGUGGCUCUACUCUGUGCCCUGGGGAUUCAGACGUCUGCUAAACUUUGUCAAGACUCAGUAUGGAAACCCAAUGAUUUAUGUGACUGAGAACGGAGUUUCUGAGAAGAUGUUAUGCACAGAACUGUGUGAUGAGUGGAGAAUACAGUAUUAUAAAGACUACAUCAAUGAGCUGCUGAAAGCAAUCAAAGAUGGAGCUAAUGUGAAGGGCUACACUGCAUGGUCCCUGCUGGACAAAUUUGAGUGGGAUGAGGGUUACUCUGAGAGAUUUGGUUUGUACUAUGUGGACUUCAGGAACAAAAACAAGCCUCGUUAUCCAAAAGCCUCUGUUCAGUUUUACAAACGCAUUAUCAGCUCCAACGGAUUUCCAAAUCAAAGAGAGGUUGAAAACUGGAAGAGGAACGCAGUGGAGACCUGCUCUUCUAGCAAUCAGCUAUUAGCCGCAGAGGAACAGCGGAGUACUGCUGCCAAUAUUCUAAGACUUAUACAUGACCCUUUGACCAGCCAUAUGGAGAUGGUAACUGAGAUCGUUGUUCCCACUGUGUGCACACUCUCCAUUUUGCUCAGUGCCAUCCUCCUUAUGUUCCUGCUGCGGAGGCGGAACUAGAAAGUGUGCGUGUUUACAAUCACAAACAGCAACACAUAUAUACAAACAAU